This is a messenger RNA of Empidonax traillii (willow flycatcher), 451 nucleotides long. RefSeq names its product ribosomal protein L37a (gene RPL37A). Gene Ontology annotation, molecular function: structural constituent of ribosome. Bases 81 to 359 code for a protein of 92 amino acids. Lineage: Eukaryota; Metazoa; Chordata; Aves; Passeriformes; Tyrannidae. The record is from RefSeq and is a predicted model, not a curated record. The transcript is spliced from 4 exons. Gene Ontology annotation, biological process: translation. Gene Ontology annotation, cellular component: ribosome.
CAGGCCCGGCCCCUCGGCGUCACUUCCUCGGGCACGGACCUGCGCACGGGGCUCUCUCUCCGCGUCAGGGCCGGUGCAAGAUGGCCAAGCGUACCAAGAAGGUCGGGAUUGUGGGUAAAUAUGGGACCCGUUACGGUGCAUCCCUUAGGAAAAUGGUGAAGAAGAUUGAAAUCAGCCAGCAUGCCAAGUAUACCUGCUCCUUCUGUGGCAAGACCAAAAUGAAGAGGAAGGCUGUGGGUAUCUGGCACUGUGGAUCCUGCAUGAAGACAGUUGCUGGUGGUGCCUGGACUUACAAUACCACCUCUGCAGUGACAGUCAAAUCUGCGAUCAGAAGACUGAAGGAAUUGAAGGACCAGUAGAAGCUAAUUCCUGUUCUCCAUGUGAAACAUCUUUUUUUCCUGUUGUCAACAUCUGUCCUUUUAUCAAUAAAAAGGGUGAUAAUGGAGUAGAA